UUGAGAGCCUUGCCAAGUCCUCCGGUGGCACACAUUUUGCACGACGUCAGCCUGGGCUGACCACACCAUCAAGACACCAUCGAGACGUAAGACGCGGAGGGGGAAAAACCCGCAAGCAGUUGGGGACACACGACAGAUCCAAGGAAAAGCCAUGGAUUUGAACAUCUGGAUGAAGGGAUCCAGUCUUCUCCUGCUGCACCUUCUUCUGCUAUCAUUAUUGGGCAGCAUUCAUGCCGAUCUCCCCUAUCCUCCUACUGCCACCCCACUGUUUGAGGGAUACCCUUACGGUGUCAUAUGGAACAUGCCAACUCCUGUUUGCCAGCAGAACAACAUCCCCCUGGACACCUCGCCAUUUCAGGUCGUUACCACCCCUGAAGCUGUUCCUGACCAGUUCCUCUUCCUGUUCUAUACCAACCGCCUGGGGUUGUACCCAUUUGUGGAUGAGGCAACUAAUAAGGAGAUCAAUGGAGGCAUCCCACAGAAGGGCAACCUGACGGCCAGCUUGGAUGUCGCCCAGUGGGACAUCACUCAAUAUAUUCCUUCAGGAACCUCCACUGGUCUGGCCGUCAUUGACUGGGAGGCCUGGCGCCCCCUGUGGGACACAAACUUUAAUUCUAAGACUAUCUACCGCACGCUGUCUAUUGACUAUGCCCAUCAGCUUCACCCCUCACUUUCCCCAUCUCAAGCUGAGCCUGUGGCCAAGGAGCAGUUCCAGACAGCUGCUAGAAACUUCAUGGAGGACACAAUGAGUCUAGGGAUCAGUAUGAGGCCCAGUUACCUCUGGGGCUUCUAUCUCUUCCCUGAUUGUUACAAUGAUGUCUGGGAAGAGGCUGACUACACAGGUAUGUGCCCAACAUGGGCGCAGGCAGAGAACGACCAGCUCCUGUGGCUGUGGCAGACGAGCACGGCCCUCUACCCAUCCGUCUACCUGCAGACUAGUCUGGCCAACACCCACAAGGCCGCUCUGUACGUCCGCAACCAAGUUCAUGAGGCCAUGAGGGUGGCCAGCCUGCCUAAGCACCCCUUCAAUGUCCCCAUCUACGUCUACACCCGUCCUGUCUUUACCGAUCAAGCCAACAAAUUCUUGAGUGUGGAGGACCUGGUCCACACUCUGGGUGAGAAUGCGGCUGUAGGGGCCUCGGGUUCAGUGCUCUGGGGGGGCACUACGGACUUUGAUGACAAGGUGUCAUGUGAGGCCUUAUCCUCCUACCUGAACUCCACCCUGAACCCCUACAUCGCCAAUGUGACGGCAGCUUCCUGGCUCUGCAGCGAGUCACUCUGCCAGGGUAACGGGCGCUGCAUCCGGAAGGACUACAACUCUGAUGUCUACCUGCACCUGAAUCCUGAUAGCUUCUCUGUCCGAAAAUCCAACGGGAAGUACGUGGCGGAGGGCAUUCCCACCCUCUCUGACCUCACCUACUUCUCCGAUCACUUCACCUGCCAGUGCUACGCUGGGUUGAGCUGCUCGCCGCAGAUUGCGAGCGAGCUCUCCAUCGAACCCGUGGCCAUUCCUGUGUAACAUGGCCCUUCAGUAUGCUGUAGGCUCACUGCCCUUUAAAAAUGUUUGAUCAUCCUGCUGAUUCAUUUCUUCAUUUCCUGUUUCCUGUUUUGUGAAGCAUUUGUUUCCUUUUUUGCGUAUUAAGUUCGGAAUUGGGGGAGGCCAGAUACAGCGGGUGAAGGGUUGGGUUAUGCCCUCCCCAGGUUCUUGACAAGCCCCCUCAGUAACUAAUAACUCAGCACCUCUGGUAACUAAUCAUUUAAUCCCACUCUUAAUUUUUACCCCAAAUGGUUUCUGAUUGGCUGUUUGGGAAGAAUAAAAUUCAGGAACAAGCCAAUCGUCACUGUCACUCUGUGUGUACUGCCACCGUGGUUGUGAACGUGUCACUUGUCAAGUGCUUCUGAAUUAAUUAGCUUGGUUACUCAAGGAGACCCAUUAUAGCUAAAUCUAUAGUGUUGUCUGAUUUUGUCAUAAUCCAUCUUUUGGUUUGGGGGGAUGGCAGGUAAAAGUGACUGUAUGACUCCCAGAAAUGUUCACUGAUCCCCCAGUCAAUGCAGGCAUCAUCCAGCCCUGCCUGAAACUUUAAGGAAAGACUUGUUUAGUUGAUCUUCAAACUUUUCUAUCAAUAAAGCCUUUUCUUUAAUUGGAA
Paramormyrops kingsleyae is the source of this 2147-nucleotide messenger RNA. Its product is annotated as hyaluronidase-5-like. The record is from RefSeq and is a predicted model, not a curated record. Gene Ontology annotation, cellular component: acrosomal vesicle. Gene Ontology annotation, biological process: hyaluronan catabolic process; carbohydrate metabolic process. Gene Ontology annotation, molecular function: hyalurononglucosaminidase activity. Lineage: Eukaryota; Metazoa; Chordata; Actinopteri; Osteoglossiformes; Mormyridae.